Messenger RNA from Galendromus occidentalis (western predatory mite), 918 nucleotides. RefSeq lists its product as uncharacterized. The coding region runs from base 1 to 918 and encodes 305 amino acids. Gene Ontology annotation, biological process: neuropeptide signaling pathway. The transcript is spliced from 5 exons. Gene Ontology annotation, cellular component: plasma membrane. NCBI's taxonomy places the organism in Eukaryota, Metazoa, Arthropoda, Arachnida, Mesostigmata, Phytoseiidae. The record is from RefSeq and is a predicted model, not a curated record. Gene Ontology annotation, molecular function: G protein-coupled peptide receptor activity.
AUGGCUCUACUGAAUCGGCUGAGCAUCAUCGUUUACUACACCAUAUAUGUGCUUCCUGGGCUCAUAGCAGCCAUAGUGAAUUUCGCAGUUUUCAUUGUCGUUCGACGCUCCGAAGUUCUUCAAAGCUCGAAAAUUUUGCGAAAUGAUUUGUUCCUCAACCUGGCGCUCGGCAACUCGGUGACGUUCCUCGUCACAGUGAAAGCAGUGCUUUUCCCUGAGAUGCUGUACUAUGAAACCAUAUGUCGAGGAUGGGUCUACCUCGCAGAAACGAGCCAGCUCGUGAUACAGCUCUCUCUGAUCUUGGCAGCCUUAAGUCGUUACCUGAAUGUUCUAGAUCCAUACAAGUCGGCAGCGAGUAUACUCCGAGGCAUUCCCGCUUAUUUCCUAUGGAUAAUUGCGGCCGUUCUUUGCGCUCCGUACCUGGCGACUCAUGGACUUAUUUUCGAAGGAGAAACCACGCAAUGCGAUAUCUUGCCAGACAACUGGACGGAAUUCAUCACGAUCGUCAGCAUCGCGUUCUAUCUCAUACCGACGAUGAUCUACGUUUUUCUAACGCAUCUCGCUUUACGGGUCAUCCCGAAGGAAGACGGAAACAAUCAUGAGAUCGAGACGGUGGACUUCGCUUCGCGGAUCGUGCGGAUAAGUUUUCUAAUCGCCUUCAUCGCACUCGCGCCCUUACAAAUGGUCUCGCUUCUGAAAUACGGCUUUUAUGACUCCCUCUUCACCCUUGGCCCGAUAUCGUCUCUGCUGCUGGCCCUCGCCUCCAUCCUCGAGCCUGUAGGUUUCGCCAUCUUGGACUCGGUUUUUCGAGGAGAAUACCGGUUGCAAACGUCGCUCCCGGAUCCAAUUCACUCCGAGGGUUUCGGCCACGCGGAGUUCAACACCCGGCUGGACUCCACGAUGUCGCUCGGGAUUUGA